UAAGUUAGGGAGGGAAAGGUGGAGGGGAGGGGGUAUAAAGAAAGACUGGUACCAGGUUUGCAGGAAGAGCGCUGAGUCAGAACGCAGAAGAGAGAAAAGAAGCUGUACUUGAACAGUCCGUCAGGAUCUGUUAACACAGAUUCAACCAUGCUGUGGUUUCUGGUGCUGAACUGUGUGCUCUGCAUGGGAGGACACGCUGCAGCGGGACAGCGAGAUGGAGAAAUUAUCAGUCAGAUUAAAAUGACGAACCUUGCACUGGCUGAGAUUAAAGAGCUUCUGAAACAACAGAUAAAAGAAAUUGUUUUCCUGAAGAACACAGUGAUGGAGUGUGAAGCCUGUGGGAUGGGAGGAAUGCAGCCUCGUCCCUCCUGCGUGCCCAACCCCUGCCACCCAGGGGUGAAGUGUAAGGAGACACCUCAGGGGACAAAGUGUGGACCCUGUCCUGACGGUAUGGAGGGCAACGGUACCCACUGCACUGAUGUGGACGAGUGUACUGUGAUGCCGUGUCACAUGGGCGUGCGCUGCAUAAACACGUCCCCGGGUUUCCGGUGCGGUACCUGUCCUGCUGGGUACACCGGCCCCCAGGUCCAGGGCGUUGGCCUUGCCUACGCCACCGCCAACAAACAGGUGUGCAAAGAUAUCAAUGAGUGCGAAGGCCUCAACAAUGGAGGCUGUGUGGAGAACUCUGUCUGUAUGAACACCCCUGGCUCAUUCAGGUGUGGUCCCUGUAAGACAGGCUACGUUGGGGACCAGCGGCGUGGCUGUAAGCCGGAGAGAGCCUGUGGGAACGGCCAACCCAACCCCUGUCACGCCAGCGCUGAGUGCAUUGUCCAUCGAGAGGGUAAAAUUGAGUGUCAGUGCGGAGUGGGAUGGGCUGGCAAUGGCUACCUCUGCGGGGCAGACAUUGACAUUGAUGGUUUCCCCGAUGAGAAGCUGGCCUGUCCUGAGAUGAACUGCAACAAGGAUAAUUGUCUCACUGUUCCCAACUCUGGUCAAGAAGAUGCUGACCUUGAUGGAAUUGGAGAUGCCUGUGAUGAGGAUGCAGAUGGGGAUGGGAUCCUCAACAUGCAGGAUAACUGCGUGUUGGUGCCUAACGUGGACCAGAGGAACGUCGAUGAGGAUGACUUUGGCGACGCCUGCGACAACUGUCGCGCCAUCAAAAACAACGACCAAAAAGACACAGAUGUGGACAAAUUCGGUGAUGAGUGUGAUGAAGACAUAGAUGGGGAUGGAAUCCUCAAUCACUUGGAUAACUGCAAAAGGGUUCCCAAUGCUGACCAGAAAGAUCGCGAUGGAGACAAAGUGGGAGACGCCUGCGACAGCUGUCCUUAUGUUCCAAACCCUGACCAGACGGAUGUGGACAACGACUUGAUUGGAGACCCCUGUGACACCAACAAGGACAGUGACGGAGACGGUCACCAAGACUCCCGGGACAACUGUCCAGCUGUCAUCAACAGCUCCCAGCUGGACACCGACAAGGACGGCAUGGGAGAUGAGUGUGAUGAUGACGAUGAUAACGACGGCAUCCCAGACCUGCUGCCACCUGGUCCGGAUAACUGCCGUCUGAUCCCCAACCCUCUGCAGGAGGACUCUAACGGUGAUGGUGUGGGCAACAUAUGCGAGAAGGAUUUUGACAACGACACUAUCAUCGACACCAUCGAUGUUUGUCCAGAAAACGCUGAGGUCACCCUCACCGACUUCAGGGAGUACCAGACCGUCGUUUUAGACCCGGAGGGAGACGCACAGAUCGACCCCAACUGGGUGGUGCUGAACCAGGGAAGAGAGAUCGUCCAGACUAUGAACAGUGAUCCUGGGUUGGCUGUUGGUUACACGGCUUUCAGCGGUGUGGAUUUUGAAGGGACGUUUCAUGUUAACACAGUAACGGACGAUGACUACGCAGGAUUUAUCUUCGGGUACCAGGACAGCUCCAGUUUCUACGUGGUGAUGUGGAAGCAGGUAGAACAGAUCUACUGGCAGGCAAACCCGUUCAGAGCCGUUGCAGAACCAGGCAUCCAACUGAAGGCCGUCAAGUCAAACACGGGUCCAGGUGAAAACCUGAGGAAUGCCCUGUGGCACACCGGUGACACCAGUGACCAGGCCAAACUCCUGUGGAAAGAUGCUCGCAAUGUUGGCUGGAAGGACAAGACUUCUUACCGCUGGUUCCUCCAACACCGACCCGCAGACGGCUACAUCAGAGUUCGUUUCUAUGAGGGUCCUCAGAUGGUGGCGGACACAGGCGUCAUCAUAGACACCACAAUGAGAGGAGGUCGACUGGGAGUCUUCUGCUUCUCCCAGGAGAACAUCAUCUGGGCCAACCUGCGUUAUCGCUGCAACGACACUCUUCCUGAGGACUUUGACACCUACAGAGCCCAGCAGGUCCGGCUGGUGGCCUGAUGACAACAAACAAGCCCAGGGAAUUCUGGGAACCACUUUCUAAGCACAACUGGGAUCAGAAAGAACAUCAUAAAUUUGCCAAAAAGUCCAGCACACGUGUUUGAAAGUUUUAACUUAACACUGUUUUAAAUUCGUGACAGAAAAAGAAAUUCAACAGCCUUAAAAACUCUUCAGAGGGGAGCAUUAAUAUAACAUGACUUGUUCGAAUUGUUUAGCUGUUACCAAACAGAACUUUCUGUCAUAAAUAAUUUAGCUACAAAAUGUAUAUUACAUUUCAAUUUAUACUUUUGAAAAAACUAUAUUUAACUGUCACAAAUGAAUACAUGUAGAUUUUGGUAAAUUAUGUGCAGUAUUAUGUUUAAUCAAUAAUAAUGGAAUAUUAGCUGGUCAGACAUAAUUAAAUGUUUAAUUUGAGAGGGAGUUUUCUUUUUAAUUGCAAACAUGUCAGAUGGAUCAAGUGCGGAGAAAUAAUCUUAAAAACUUGUCAAUUGUUAUCGAGAAAUGCAGACUAUGUUGAAAAUAAUAUAUUUUCGUCAUGUAAAGCAUCUUUAAAUAUCUAGAAAAGCACUCUUUAAAUGAAACGUAUUCAUGUUAAAGCCCUGUCAUAUAAUAGCUAUACUGCAAAAAACGUCAAACAUUAGAUUUUAAGUAACAGACGUGACUUUUUUUCAAACUCAACAGCUUUUAGUGGAAAUCAACAUUCUGAACAUUUCUCAAGCAUGCACAUAUCCAAAAUAAUCUUUUCAAUUUUGCAUUUGGAAAUACAGAUUACAAAAUAGGAACGAUAGCAAAGACAAUAUACAACAGGAUCGAAACAGCAUGCAUGUCCACAGCAAACACGCUGCAAUGUUGUAAAAUGACAUCGGACAGGUUUUUUUUAAUCAGCAUAUUCUGCAAAUCAAGACUAUGUGCAGAGAAAAAAAUCUGUCUUCCACAUUCAAUUUAAUUGACAUUUUUUCUUUCAUCUUAUAAACAAAUGGUCACAUAAGAAGAAUCACAUGGCAACAAAUAAAUAACUACAGAUCUUUUACUACGACUUACAGGACAACAGUGAUAUUAUGCUAUUCUCACUAUAAGCUUCAAGUGGAAACUAAACCGUGUUUUUCCAGAGACAGUUGUAGAGUCAUUUAGAAAACCCUGUGUUAUUAAAGGGACAUUUUAUUAAGACCUAAAACACUCUGGGAACAAGCAUUAAAGACCGCCUUUAGACACAGGACUCCUGUUUGAGCUUCGCUCGUCUGCUUCUUCAGUUUGGGACACGAUUUUAGCUUCACUGCUUUUUAACACAACACAAACAAAAGCUGUGCUAACAAGUAAUGCAAGUCAUUGGUGUCUCAGACUAAAACCAGACUAUUAUAAAAUACAUUAAGGUGAUUUGUUCAUCUCAUCGGUUUGGAAAAUGGACUUUCGUUAACCUGAAAAGUUUUGCUUUCCGUAUUUCAGUGUUUAGCCUCAGACAGAAGGAAAUGUUUCCCAUGAAAGUUACAUAACUCAACAUAACUCUGCAGAUCAAAGAAAAAACUUUUCCCCCAAAUACAUGCCUUUUUAUUUCCUUACUUGAAUCAAAGGUGUAUUAGCUGCCUAACUUGAACUCAAAUCUUUACCAGUGAUAGUGUUGCUGUUAGCUAACCUUGUUAGACAAGGGAAAAAGGUAUCUAAUACUUUGAGUAUGCACACUAGAUAUCCAGAGGAGUGUAAGCUUCAAUGCAAGUCCAUCAAAAUUAAAACGUGUCCAACAACUCUUCUCCAGUACAACACGCUGCAUCUACCAAAUGUUUUGCACGUAGGUGUUUUCUGUAGCCGGACAUGUUUGUUAGAUUAAGCAUGCUGUACUGGAGAAGAGUUGUUUGACAUAUUUUAUUUUUGAUGGAGUCAAAUUUCUCAUGUCGAAAUCAUGUAAUAUACAUUUUAGAGUUGCAGUUCAUUUCACAAAGUGAGACUGUGUUGCAGCACCGUACAGCACUCUGUGUAGUCACGAUGCACACGGCUUCAUUUGAGUAUUUUUGACUAACUAACUACCAUCUAUUGUCUCUUUAAGAACUGUAACUCGCUCAAACUGCAAUUUUUCACAUGGGGGAAAAAUGACCAACAAAGAAAUACAUUCAGAGUGCCGUUCCUUUCCAACACGAGAGCGCAAGCUGCACUGGAGUAAGCCCUUUCUAGUUUUGCAUCCCCUAAAAUCUUCACAGAUAAAAAAAACAAGACAAGCUAAAAUAUAGUUUACAAAGGAAAAUAGAGAAUUCAUCUUUUCUUUGACAUGGAAAAUAUCUCCGGAGUAAACAUCUGGAGUGAAACAGUCGGCAUUCACAUCGGGCAGAACAGUCCCUGCUCAAAAGCCAGGAAAUCACAAAUAAAAUGCAAAGCAACUAGUGGACUAAACAUAGCACA
Messenger RNA from Sander lucioperca (pikeperch), 4782 nucleotides. RefSeq names its product cartilage oligomeric matrix protein. Gene Ontology annotation, biological process: cell adhesion. Bases 148 to 2394 code for a protein of 748 amino acids. The transcript has 19 exons. Lineage: Eukaryota; Metazoa; Chordata; Actinopteri; Perciformes; Percidae. Gene Ontology annotation, cellular component: extracellular region. Gene Ontology annotation, molecular function: calcium ion binding. The record is from RefSeq and is a predicted model, not a curated record.